Molecule: messenger RNA, 2758 nt
Organism: Lepus europaeus (European hare)
Lineage: Eukaryota; Metazoa; Chordata; Mammalia; Lagomorpha; Leporidae
Gene: DCK
Product: deoxycytidine kinase
Exons: 7
Coding region: 121-903 (260 amino acids)
Biological process (GO): nucleobase-containing compound metabolic process
Cellular component (GO): cytoplasm; mitochondrion
Molecular function (GO): deoxycytidine kinase activity; ATP binding
Source: RefSeq, a predicted model, not a curated record
AAAUUAAACCCGGGGCCCGCCGGCCGGGGAUGCUGCGCGGGGGCAGGUCGGGGCAGAUCCGGCAGCUGCGCGAGCCCAGCGCGCACCUGUGACCGCCUCCCCGCCCGCCGCCAGACGAACAUGGCCACUCCACCCAAGAGAAGCUGCCCGUCUCCCUCCACCAGCUCCGAGGGCACCCGCAUCAAGAAAGUCUCCAUCGAAGGGAAUAUCGCUGCAGGGAAGUCAACAUUUGUGAAUAUUCUUAAACAAGUCUGCGAAGACUGGGAAGUGGUUCCUGAACCUGUAGCCAGAUGGUGCAAUGUUCAAAGUACUCAAGAUGAAUUUGAGGAACUAACAACGUCUCAGAAAAGUGGUGGGAAUGUUCUUCAGAUGAUGUAUGAAAAACCUGAACGAUGGUCUUUUACCUUCCAAUCAUAUGCCUGUCUCAGUCGAAUACGAGCUCAGCUUGCUUCUCUCAAUGGCAAGCUCAAAGAUGCAGAGAACCCUGUAUUAUUUUUUGAACGAUCAGUGUAUAGUGACAGGUAUAUUUUUGCAUCUAAUUUAUAUGAAUCUGACUGCAUGAAUGAAACUGAGUGGACGAUUUAUCAAGACUGGCAUGACUGGAUGAAUAACCAAUUUGGCCAGAGCCUCGAAUUGGAUGGAAUCAUUUAUCUUCGAGCUACUCCAGAAAAAUGCUUGAAUAGAAUAUAUUUACGGGGAAGAAAUGAAGAGCAAGGCAUUCCUCUUGAAUAUUUAGAGAAGCUUCACUAUAAACAUGAAAGCUGGCUCUUGCAUAGGACACUGAAAACCAACUUUGAUUAUCUACAGGAGGUACCUAUCUUAACAUUGGAUGUUAACGAAGACUUUAAAGACAAACAUGAAAGUCUGGUUGAAAAGGUCAGAGAAUUUUUGGGAACCUUGUGAUCUUACUGAAGACUACAGGUGACCAUAUGGUUCCAGAUCCUUCAGCUUUGUAUGUCUUCAUAGCUCCACAUUCAUGCAAGUCUUUUUAGAAAACCCAAGUUUUUAACCAUCUUUGUUCCAAGAUAAAAAGAUUAUCUUAAUGAAUUCCAUGUAAAACUUUAAGACCUCCUUCUCUAAUUUUUUUCCCUUCCUUUUUUUGUUUAAAAUGACAUUGAGUUACCUUUCACAACAGAAAGUCUGGAGAUAGUUGGUUCUAGAAUCAGUGUAGUGGCUAACUUGUAUAUUAUAAAGGCCCAGCCUCCUUCUAUCUUUCCUCAUAGUCUUCCUCAGAAGAUUGUUUUUUUUUUGGUCAUGGUGCUUCUCACUUUGCUGGUAACCAUUUUCUUAAUUGGUAACUUUAAUGUCACAUAGUAAAUGGUGUGUGUCCUAUGUAAAUUAGUUCACCUAUUAAAAGUUGAAAAGUGAAUUUAAGGAAUCGCAGUAAUAAGGAUUCUGAAGUUUUAUUUUAAAUGUUUAUCAGAUGCCUCUCAUUCCACCUUAAUUUAUAUGGAAAAUAAGGUCCAAGUUCAGUAUUUAAUGACUUCACUGAUAUUUAUUAAUAUGUCUAUAAAAAUGUUUGUAGAGCAGGUUUGACUUUGUUCCCAGUUUGGCCAUGGGGGUAACCUGUCUUAUAAGUCAUUUAGUAUUUUCUCUACCUUUGCUUCUCAUUUGUAAUAAGGGUAAUCUUUGACUCAUGCUUUAUGUGAAAUUUUAGAGGACUAAAGAGAAACUCUUUCUUAAUAGAUAACUGAAAGUUAUUAUAUAAAAGUGUAAAGAUUCAAUGUACAUGGAGCUUAAAAUUGCUACCUGUUUUAUCUCAGCUCUACUAUUCUUUUUGAAUGGAAAAUUAUUAUAGUUAAAAGAUUUGUUUAAUCUAUACUUGUCCUUAAAUCAUUUGAGUUGGAAGUGUAGUUUUUUCUAUGUUUCUUACAGUAUACGAACUAUUAAGGGAACAUAGUAUAUAGUUUUUUUCUGCUGUUCCUUCUUUACCUUCUGUACCUCAUACUUAGUGAGAAGUCAGAAAGUAAAGCGAUCGUGAACUAUCUUAUUAGCAAUUUGUUCUGUUUAGUCCCACCUCUUAUAUCCUGCCUCAUACUGCUUUUUGUACUGUCUGGAUUAAUUAGGUAGCCUGCUAUUUUAAAGUUUACAUACAAAUCACACAUUUCUACUUUGAGAGCAUUGUGGUUCCUCUUCACUUCAUAGUUUAUUUUAUUUUGUUUUGUUCCUUUCAGAGAAGUUAUUGAUAAAAGAUGUUCUUGCUUUUUGUGUAAUACAUCAUGAAAGUAUUAUCAAUUUUUGUUGAACUAGGAAAUAAAGUUUAAAAACACAAGGAAGUUGAAACUUCCAUUAAUAAGUCACACUUAUUUAAUCUUAAAACUAUGUGAAUAGUUAUAAAAGUCGGCUUAGAUUCAUGUUAGCUCUGUGUAUGAUUAAAGAGGUUUUUUUGAAGGCAUGCAGUAUAUUUCCAUUGUAUUUAACCUUUAUUUCUAUUUCAUGUUUUAGAAAAAUUGUGUGCUUUUGGAAUGAAGGAAAAAGUCACAUUUAUUUUGAAACUACCAUUUUCUUUCCUCAAAUGUCAUGUUUUAUUUUUUGUUUCUUAUUCAAUGAUGAUAAUGUUUUGGAUUAGCCAGUCCAGAUGCACUGACUUUGAAACAGUGACUUAUUUUCAAAUCUGUAAUUACUAUUAGUAUUUAAACUGUCUCUUCUGUGUAUUUUUGGUUAAUUUUUGUUUGAAAUACAUGAACUUGUCUACUUAUUUACAUAUUUGUUAAUAAAUAAGUUUAAAUCUAAUGAACUACAGUGGAGGUACAUUCAU